Messenger RNA from Schistosoma spindalis, 5353 nucleotides. NCBI's taxonomy places the organism in Eukaryota, Metazoa, Platyhelminthes, Trematoda, Strigeidida, Schistosomatidae. The record is from the annotation of a GenBank genome assembly.
UGUGAAUCUACAACACCUAUCUUUUCAGCUCGUUUUAAUUUUUCUUUGUUUACUGUCAGUUCCAAUUCUACGUUAUGGACAUAAGCUCCUUACCGUCAGACAUCAGGCCAACCAGUACAGUUGUUUCUACAAAUGAAUUUAGUGAUGGAGGUCAGGUGAUUAAAAAUAUUAAUUUUGGAGAUACAGCCGUUUCCGUAUGUUCUAUAAAGACUGAAAACGAAAACUCUCCACUCUGUAAAGACAAUGUCUGUUUUGCCGAUACAAGUCCUAAGUCAGUACUAAAUGCUCCAACUAUAUCUACAUGUUAUGAUGACAACAACAACGAUUCUUUGUGCCUAAUACAAUCGGCAUCUAGAUUAAAUUUAACUCCACAUACAGAUCAGUCACCCUCUCACUGGCGAAGACUAAAAAAGCGUACUUCAGACAUACUUUUAAUGCAAAACAAGAAUCCAACAACUCCAAGCACUAUCGAAUCUCAAAUCUCUUCUUCCUCUAUAGCUACUUGUAAUUCUGAAAUUAGUUCAUUUUUUCCAACUAUUACAAAUGCUGUCAGCACUUGCUGCAUUAGUGGUUAUAACAAUGUAGAGAUGUCAAAUUCUGAUACGGAGUUGAACAAAAAUUGCUUGUACCAAAGUUUUCCACCUUCAACUUCCGCUAUUAUCCCGUUGGCUAAUGCAUCUCUUUUGUUAGAUCCCGGAAAAUUCUAUCCACCCAAUUCUAAGUGGAUUUCACCCGGUGCAAGUGGGUCUUCGAUCGCAGCUGCAUUGACAGCUGUAAAUAUGCAACAGAGAUUUAAGAAAGGAGACGUAGUCAAGACACCUAAUGGUGUAAGGAAAAAAUUCAAUGGAAAACAAUGGCGCCGUUUAUGUAGUCGCGAGGGUUGUACCAAAGAAUCUCAACGACGUGGGUUUUGUUCACGUCAUCUUUCAAUGAAAGGGAAGGAAAUGCGUGUAAUGGGAUAUGCCGCUGCUGUAGCGGCUUUGAAUUCUUCCGAAUCGAAAUACAGCACAUCAGGUAUCCCUAGAGAACAUGGAUCAAACCGUAAUAAGACGAAUUCAUUCACAUCUACCAGAUUAUUAUCUUCAUCAACACCAUCACUACUUCUCACUCCUUCCAUUUUUGCGCCCUACAAACUAACUCCUUUUCUGUCAACGAGUAAGUCAGCAUCUAUAACAACUGAGAUGGGUUCCUCUACGAGUGCAACACAAACGGUCAUAUCUUCUACAACUACGGCACUGCUGACGACGACAACGACGACCAUUUCACAACAAUCAGUGUUCUCGCUUCCACUGACUUCAAUUCAUUUUAAUGAUCGCUAUGAUUCAAGCAUUAUACCUGCCACUGUUGGUGCACAAGUUACUUCAAUGCCUAUUCCAAAUCCUUCAUUCGCACCAUUACUAUUUAAUACUUCCGUUGGACAAAUGUCUCCAAUUUCUACUCCUCUUGCUUUACUUCCUAUUCUCACGGAUAGUAUUUCUGUAGGGGAACCCUCUUUAAGAAAACAAGAUGCACCAAGAUUUAAUCCAAAUAAUUCAUCGGACUUUUGGAAUAAUCCAACUACAACUGAGAACGAAAAUAGUAAUUUUAACAAAGGUCACAGCAGCAGUAAUCAGUACUGUGAUAAUAGUCACAAAAGUCCUGGUCAUCGUGAAUCAGACAGUGACCAAUGUUCAACACCUUUAUUAAGUCAAGUCUGCAAUCUUGUAGAUAUUGAAAAGUCUGGUCAAUCCGCUGAAACAGAUUGUAUCGGAAAUUCCGAGGAGACCUGUAAGCAAGCAUCACGUGAGACGUCCAGUUCAGUAUUGACUCAAAAUUGUAGCAGCGACAUUAAUGAUAAUAAUAAUAAUAAUAAUAACAAUAAUGAUAAUAAUAAUAAUAAUAAUAAUAAUAAUAAUAAUAAUGGUGAUGAUGAUGAUGGCGGCGAUCAUCACAAUCAUGAUUAUGAUAAUAAUGAUGAUCAACUUAAUGUUACUACUCCUGUAAUUAAUUUAAACAGUUCUAAAACUGAUAAUAUUCAAGUGUUCAAUGAAUAUUCAAUGAAUAAAAAAAUAAAAAUGUCUACAAUACUAAAUAAAACUAAUCAAGAUAGAAAACAUGUACGUCGUCCAAUGAAUGCUUUUAUUAUAUUUUCUAUGAGACAUCGUAGUGAAGUACAUCGUCUUUAUCCAAAUAAAGAUAAUCGUGUAGCAAGUCAAAUUUUAGGUGAUUGGUGGUAUCAUUUAGAUGCAUCAGAAAAAGCACCUUAUCAACAAUUAGCUCGUGAACUAAAAGCUGCGCAUUUUCAAUCAUUUCCAAAUUGGAAAUGGUCUUCUAAACAAAGACUUAGGUCAGAAAGUGGAAACAUUAAGAAACGAUUCCUAACUCAUUCUAAUUCACAUCCAGAAACGCAUACAGCACUGACUGAUUCUAACAAUUUAUUGGUGAAUAAGUCUUUAUCAGAUGAAAAUAAACUAAAUACACAUUCAUUGACCAGUAACCAAAUCAAUGAAUCUGACAGUAUUUUAACGAAUUCAGCGUUAAACGAGUUAUCAGUGAAUAAUGAAUCACCUAUAGCUUUAUCACAAUCGAAUCUUAUAGCUGAAAAUAUCAGUCAACAUAACUGUCAUGACAAUUGUAGUUCCAUUGAAGUAAAAUCCUCUGUUAUUGGGAAUGAUCAGUAUAGAUUAAAUGGUUUAGACUUAUUAUUACAUGCCGUUCAAUAUUUGGAUAAAGAAAAUAACCUAUUUAAUGAUGAUUUAAUACAACCUCCACCACUUGUUAUUGAGGACCAUGAUACUGAUGCUAAAAACGUUCAAGUCAACAUUGACAAAUCCAAUACUUUCUGUAGUGAUAACUUUGAAACUGUUAAUAAUUCCAUCAAGGAGUUAACAGAGCACAAUUUUAAAGAUACGACAGUAACUCCUGAUCAAGAAUCAACCUCACUGAAUGGUUCAAUAAAAAACCUUUUAAUAGAUUCUAGUGUAAAUACUUCCACAUGUAAUUCAACCAGUCAAUCAGUUCUCGAACACUCAUCAAAUUCUGGUACUUUCGAAAACUCUAAUAACUGUCUACAAAACCAAUCAUUAAGCGAUUGCAACAAAUCCAAUUCAAUUGCAGACCUAUGUCAUUCUACAUUUAUACUACCACAAGUUGCCGUUUAUCCCAAUACAUUACUAAUUGAAGUAGCAGAAAAUCCUCUCCUGUGUCCACUAUCAAUUAAUAUUAAACCAACGUUAUUGUCGUCAUCAUCGUCUUCCUUGUCGUCCAAUUGUUCAUCUACAGAAUUGAACAACUCUUUACUUGAAAUCAAUCAACAAUCUGUAAAAAAUACUUGUGAAACAUCAAAAUAUAAUCAGAUCAAUGAAGUUUCUUUAGAAAAUAAUACUGAUACUCACAUACCUAACCAACAGAAUUCUACAGUUCCGACAAAUAACUCAUACCAUCAACCUGUUUUACUUAAAGAAGAAAAUUGUAUAAUCUAUGAUUGUGAGAAUAAAUUUCAAUCAUCUACUAAUGAAAAUUCUCAUAAUCAACAAACUGUUUCUUCUAAAUCAAAACCUCCUCCAUUGAAAUUACAAAAUGAUGUAUUUAAUUCCAGCAUCAUAAACAAAAAUAUUAAACAAUCUGAUAGAUCGGUUGAAAAAAGUACACCUCGUGCUCCAUUCUCAGCUGAUGCAGCUAAUCGACGUUUUAAACGAAAAUUUGAUGAAACUACAGAGAAUAUUUUAGCUCAAAUCAACUUUCGGCGUCGAUUUUCUUAUCUACCAAAAUUUAACCCUAAUACUGUCUCAUCUACACAAAGCUUAUCAUCACCAACAUCUAUCGAUCAAUUAACCAUACGUUCUGCAGGACCUUGUUUUUACUCAGAAACUAGUCAGACUAGUUCAGUUGCUCCAACACUUAGUAUAGACACUAGUCAACAAUUAUGUACGCUUACUUCUCCAAGUUCUCAUCUUAGUGAUUCGGAAAAUAUUCAUCAAAAUUUAUCACCCAAAAAACGUAAUAUGGAUAAAUCAAAUAAAUGUUUAGAAGAUAAUGUAUUUUUUGGUGCAAACUUUCCAAAUAUCAAAGAAUGUAAAUGGACUACUGAUUCAUUGAAUUCACCUUUACGUAUUUCUUCAUCGAAUAUAACUUCAUAUGGUCGUUUAUCUAAAAAUCAUCCAAUUGCUCCAAAAAUUAUUCAUCAUCAAACAAAUGAAAAUUCAUCAUUGAUAACUCUUUCUCAUUUGUCUGAAGCAAAUGGAAUUAAGUCAAGAUCUGUUUUACAUAUACGUCGUAAAUUAGUUUUACAAUUGUUUCAAGAAUAUGGUUUGUUUCCAUCAAUUCCUGUGAUUACUCAUUUUCAACAAUGUUAUGCUUGCUACUUCCCUAGUCGUCAAGCCUUACAAUUAAAAAUACGUGAAAUUCGUCGACGAAUCAUGCAAACCGAUUCUCAUCUAUUUCAAAAAACUAUCAUCAAAGAUAGUUAUGAUUAUUUAAAUAAUAAAAAGAAUGUUGAUAAUGAUGAAGAUGAUAAUGACGAUGAGAUUGAAUUAACAAAAAUAAAAUGUUCAUUAAGAACUAUUUCAAAACAUUCUAUACCUAUUGUUAAAUCAACUAAUACCUUACAUGAAUAUACGAAUAGGUGUUAUAAUAAUAAUAAUAACAAUACUAAUACUAAUUCAUCUUUAUCAAACCCAUUAACAGUUUAAAACUGUUUAUUUUCUUUACACUUAAUUCUAUUAUGUUAUCAUCUUUUUUUUCAUUGAUUAAACUUUUCAUCAAUUCCAUACAUUCUUCAAUAGGGUUAAUUUUUAAUCAUUAAUUUCUUGACUAAUAUUGUUCCAGUGAAUUUUAACUUGUCAUUUUAUGUUUUUUAUUUUAUUUUAUUUAUUUAUAUUUUCUAAUAUUUAUUUAUUGACUUUCAUAAUAUCUAUUCAUAUAUAUAUAUACUAAUUUAAUAUUGUGCUUUAAAUGCACAUUCUAAUUAACAUACACACAUCAUGAUCUUAUUUCACUUUCCUUUUUUUUCUUCCAUUUCUGUUUUCUUGUUAUAUGCUGUUCCAUUUUUAAUUAGCCUAAAUUUUCUAUGCUUAUUAUACCAAAGCUUUGGUCAUUCACAUGUGUGCAAUUAAAUUAUCUUUAUAGAAUGCCUUUUUUUCUUUCCUUUUUAUCACUUAAAUGUAUUUCUUGUAAUACACUGCUUUGUUUAAUUACAUAUAUAUAUAUAUAUAUAUAUAUAUAUAUAUAUAUAUAUAUAUAUAUAUAUAUAUUACGGGGAUUUUUAUUCAUUUAGACUGUCUUUUUCUCAUCUUAUUGUUCAUUAUAAAAAAUAUGUAUUUUGUAUCUGUUGUGAGUUGAAUGUAAUUAGUGACUUAAAGGAAUAGAACUAAAU